Molecule: messenger RNA, 2867 nt
Organism: Rhincodon typus (whale shark)
Lineage: Eukaryota; Metazoa; Chordata; Chondrichthyes; Orectolobiformes; Rhincodontidae
Product: ADP/ATP translocase 4
Exons: 6
Coding region: 18-947 (309 amino acids)
Biological process (GO): mitochondrial ATP transmembrane transport; mitochondrial ADP transmembrane transport
Cellular component (GO): mitochondrial inner membrane
Molecular function (GO): ATP:ADP antiporter activity
Source: RefSeq, a predicted model, not a curated record
AUCCACCGCCGUUAGAUAUGGCUGCUGGGUCGAAUAUUUUCGACUUAACGUCCUUUAUCAAAGACCUUCUGGCUGGCGGUAUUGCCGCCGCCGUCUCCAAGACGGCAGUUGCGCCCAUCGAGAGGGUGAAGUUGCUGUUGCAGGUCCAAGCGUCAAGCAAGCAGAUCAGCGUCGAUCAACAGUACAAGGGAAUUAUUGACUGCGUGGUCCGGAUACCGAAAGAACAGGGAUUUAUCAGUUUUUGGCGUGGCAACUUGGCAAAUGUGAUUCGAUAUUUCCCAACUCAGGCAUUGAACUUUGCCUUCAAGGACAAGUACAAGCAAUUAUUUAUGGCAGGAAUUGACAAAGAGAAACAGUUUGGAAAAUGGUUCUUAGCAAAUUUAGCAUCUGGAGGAGCUGCGGGUGCCACAUCCCUCUGUUUUGUCUAUCCCUUGGAUUUUGCACGAACGCGCUUGGCUGCUGAUAUUGGCAAAGGUCCUGAAGAACGGCAGUUUACCGGUCUCUCUGAUUGCAUUGUAAAAGUUGCAAAGCGGGACGGACCCAGGGGACUUUAUCAAGGAUUUGGUGUUUCAGUGAAUGGCAUCAUUGUAUAUCGAGCUUCUUAUUUCGGGUGCUAUGACACAAUCAAGGGUGUGCUACCAGACCAGAAGAAUACUCCAGUCUACGUGUCAUUUCUCAUUGCUCAAGGUGUGACCUCGUUUUCUGGGAUACUGUCUUACCCUUUUGAUACUGUAAGAAGACGAAUGAUGAUGCAGAGCGGUGAAGCGAUGAGACAGUACACUGGAACAAUCGACUGUUUUAUGAAGAUCUUUAAGAAUGAAGGAAUAGGUGCUUUCUUCAGAGGAGCGUUUUCAAAUAUCUUACGUGGCACUGGUGGUGCUUUAGUGCUUGUGUUCUAUGAUGAAAUUAAGAAAUUGCUAAUAUUGCUGGAAGAGAAAAUAAUUUAAAGUUAAUUUCUUCAGAAUUCAAGUAUGUGAAUUCAGUGUUAUACAUUUGCUUGAAUGGAUUUUCCCUCAGGCAAUGUAUUUUAUAAUUAGAAAAAAAAAAUUUAGUCUUUUACUUGCUCUUUGAUUUAAUUAUUGGGGUAUUUCAGCGCUUGACCCUUAAAUAUGACCAUUCAGUUAAAGUUCCUAGUGCUGUAUGUUAUGAGUUAAUGAGAUAUGUACUUGCUGCUCUAGAUGACUAUAUUACAAAAUCCUGACUGGUCAUGAAAAUUCAUAGGUCAGGCAUUCUGCCCUUCUAAUUUAAAAAAAAAACGGUGUAUAUUGGAAAGAAUCUGGAAACGUGACUAAUUCUUUUCUUGUAUGUCCCAAUUGAUGUUUCCUUGCCUAUCAAAACAUUCUCUGCUUGUAUGCAGUUCUUAGCUUCGUUGACUGCUAUAUUUAGGAGAUUCUUCAGGUUCCAGUAGAACAUGCCUAAAUAUCUAGACCACCAGAUAAGUGGCCAGGAGUUUCCAAAGGUUAGAUAGUCGUCUCUGCAGCAUAAAUGUGAGUUCCAUGUUGGGCCCCUGCAGAAUCUCUAACACAGCUUAUUUUACAGGAAAUUAAAGAUUUCUGCUGGGCAGUUCCUCUUCAUCCUGAAUCUUCCAAAAGUAUAUUAUUUAACAUGCAUUUAAAUCAGAAUUCAGAGGGUUCUGCUGCAUGUAAGGUAAUAGUUACCCCAUAAAAAUUAGACAAUUAGAAACUCUGUCAACUAUUAAACUGAUGCCCCAACUUAACACACAAACCCAAACUACAUCUUCCCUUACUACCUCCUCAUCCUGACCCCACACUCUCCUUCCCCCUUAAAUGCAACACCACUCUCCACCCUGCAGAGACCCAGUAUUCCCCUUCCACUCAGGUACCUGACAACCCUUCUCACCCUGGAAUAUAACAUACCAUCUCUGCCCAACACCUGUCACCAUCCCUCCCUCCCCACUGGACUCCCACCACUGCCCCUGACUUAUCCUAAAUAUACUUCUAUACCUAACAUACUUACAUACCUUACAUAUUUAUCCUUUCACAGGUGCUGUUAAAGUGGCAGUAAAGAAUACAGCAGUUACUGUUAAUAGAAAAGGGGUCAUGUUUUACCUUCACUAUGAGGACACAGUUGGAUUUUCAGAAUAGUUUAUCUUUCUGCAAGAAUUGUGUACAGAAUCUCCUGCCAGAAAUGUGGAGCUUUAUCUUAUUUUUUUUUAAAAAAAGUAGGAGCAGAGUGGCAAUCUGACUAGUGUUGCCACUCCUCAGAAAACCCAGCCUGGUAUUAUGAAAUUCUCACAAAUGGAAACAGGUUUGGAGAGUAAAAUACUAAUGGUUUUAUCUCUAGAGCAGAUAACAUAUAAUUUAAAUGAAUUCAACUGUUUUUAAAAAUGUCAAAGUGCAUUUUGGUUUGAACGCAGAAACAAUAUUAAUGCUGAAUGCAACAAGUUAGCAGUAUUGUUUCUGUUAUCUUUUAAGCUGUUAUUAGUUAUUCUGGCCAUAAUUCCAUAAAUCCAGCAAAAUAGUUUCUUCCAAAUCAAAACUGCGUGGUCCAAAAUUGAACCAUAUACAUUGAGAAAAUCCCAAAUGAGAUCUUUAAUCUGUGUUUAAUUAGCUGAUUGCUGGAUUUUUACCAAGGAGAACACUGAAUUCAGCGUAACCGCUCCAAGAUAAGGAAGAGUGAAAUAGGGACAUUACUUUGGGUUAUUUGUAUGGUAACUACCUGCAGGAUAAAAUGUAGAGGAAAAACAAAAUUAGCAUAAAAGAAGCCACUCGGUCUGUCAGAACACACUUCUCUAAAACACCGAUUUCAAUAUUUCCUACUGCUCUGCCCGUUUAUCUUUUUAAUCUAUUUAUUUUCAAAUAAUUAUGCAUGCCAUCAGGAUGCUGAUGGGACUUUCAAAAUCUUAA